ACCCCCCUCACCACGCACCAUGAGCAACCUGAAGCCGGACGGCGAGCACAGCACCGGCACGGGCACGGGCUCCGGCGGCACACUGGAGGAGGAGGUCCGGACGCUGUUUGUCAGUGGCCUCCCUGUGGACAUUAAACCCAGAGAACUCUACCUGCUCUUCCGGCCAUUCAAGGGGUAUGAAGGGUCCCUGAUCAAGCUCACCUCAAGACAGCCUGUUGGUUUUGUGAUCUUUGACAGCCGGGCAGGAGCAGAAGCGGCCAAGAAUGCGUUGAACGGUAUUCGCUUUGAUCCUGAGAGCCCGCAGACCCUGAGGCUAGAGUUUGCCAAAGCCAACACCAAGAUGGCCAAGAGCAAGCUAAUGGCCACACCAAAUCCCACCAACGCUCACCCUGCCCUAGGAGCACACUUCAUCACACGAGACCCCUAUGACCUGAUGGGGGCUGCUCUGAUCCCUGCAUCCCCAGAGGCCUGGGCCCCUUACCCUCUGUACACCACAGAGCUGACCCCAGCCAUCUCCCACGCUGCGUUCACCUACCCAGCUGCCACUGCUGCUGCCGCUGCUCUGCACGCUCAGCUGGAGGCCUGCAAGGAUGCUGACUGCUGGUUCCCUGACAUGCUGGCCUUGCCCCCUGAGCCUGGGCUCUCCUCUUCUGAGCUGGGGCAGGAAGAAGAGAUCCAGGCAGCCGUGGCUCAGGCUGGGACAGCCGUGCUUGUGCUCCUCGUGUGUCACAGGUCUCUUCACCAGGGAUUUGUUUCUGGGAACCUGUGUGGUGGCGCCCAAAUAGGCGCCCUGAGCUUCUGCUGCCCGCAGGCGGCCUAUGCAGAGCCUCCACUUCCUUCCAAAGACUGUGAAUCUUAA
This is a messenger RNA of Cynocephalus volans (Philippine flying lemur), 859 nucleotides long. It is a transcript of the gene RBPMS2, whose product is annotated as RNA binding protein, mRNA processing factor 2. Gene Ontology annotation, biological process: negative regulation of smooth muscle cell differentiation. Lineage: Eukaryota; Metazoa; Chordata; Mammalia; Dermoptera; Cynocephalidae. Bases 20 to 859 code for a protein of 279 amino acids. The record is from RefSeq and is a predicted model, not a curated record. Gene Ontology annotation, cellular component: cytoplasm. Gene Ontology annotation, molecular function: mRNA binding; protein homodimerization activity. The transcript has 9 exons.